AUGGCAGCUUCGUUGGAUAAAAACAAGCCAGGUCCUGUCAAGCGUGAUAGAAAAGGCGAACCUCGGAAUGCUGGUCGAAGACAACAAAGCAAAGACCCUAUUGAUGAAGAUUCUCUUGUAAUCAAAACAUUUCGUUAUUAUCAGGUGGAGUUGGAUGGAAAACAUGACAAACAUGAAAGAUUAGUCAAACUGAGUCGAGAUGUGACAAUUGAGAGCAAGAGAAUUAUAUUUUUAUUACACAGAGUCACAAGUGGGAGAGCUAUGGAUGAUGUAAUAAGUGAAGCCCUGACAAAAAUCAAUGACAUCACUGAGCGAUGCCUGAAGAAAAUUGCGAUUGAGUUAGAAGAUGAAGAUCCAUACAUGUUCUUGAGAGCGUACACUGCUGGACUUCAGGAGUAUAUUGAGGCUGUGACAUUUUUCCAUUAUCUGCAAACUGGUAAAUUAAUGAGCUUGAACGAAUUUCAAAAGUCGUUAACAUUUACUGUGGAUUCAAAAUCUGAGGUGAGUACAGCAGCAUUAAUCAGCGAUUAUGCCAAUGAUGGAGAGAUCAAUCUAGGUCAGGGGAAGCCCCAUGAUCCCAAGAUUUUCCCUUACGUCACAAACCACGUGACCGAGGAUGAAGGCGAGGCUCAGGCAAGUGGCACUGGGUCUCCACCAAGACCUUGGGCAUUGAAUACCAAUGGGGAUGCUGGCAGCCAAGCCUCCAAUUUCGGCUCUCUACAUUUCACCAAAGUGGAUGAAACAAAUGGUGCUGCUGCUUCACCAAACGUCGGUACACAUAAUCCGUACCUAGCCCUAGACGACACAACCCAAACAAGGGGUUAUUAG
This is a messenger RNA of Saccoglossus kowalevskii, 828 nucleotides long. RefSeq names its product translin-associated protein X-like. NCBI's taxonomy places the organism in Eukaryota, Metazoa, Hemichordata, Enteropneusta, Harrimaniidae. Gene Ontology annotation, molecular function: sequence-specific DNA binding. The record is from RefSeq and is a predicted model, not a curated record.